GCCCCCGUCACGUGUCCUUGGUGCCAUUGGGCGGGGCCAGAGCUUCUAAGUCGCCGUCACUUCCGGCUCCCUGUCAGUCCGGAGCGAGCGAGCGAGCGAGAGGGCGGCUGUUGGACGGCAGGAGCGGAGCAAUGCCUAAAUCAAAGGAACUUGUUUCUUCAAGCUCUUCAGGCAGUGAUUCUGACAGCGAGGUUGAAAAAAAGUUAAAGAGGAAAAAGCAAGUUGUUCCAGAAAAACCUGUGAAGAAGCAGAAGCCUGGUGAGACUUCUAGAGCUUUGGCAUCUUCCAAGCAGAGUAGCAGCAGCAGAGAUGAUAACAUGUUUCAGAUUGGGAAGAUGAGAUACGUCAGUGUUCGGGACUUUAAAGGAAAAAUUCUAAUUGAUAUUAGAGAAUAUUGGAUGGACUCAGAAGGUGAAAUGAAACCAGGGAGAAAAGGUAUUUCUUUAAACAUGGAGCAAUGGAGCCAACUGAAGGAACAGAUCUCGGACAUAGAUGAUGCAGUAAGAAAGCUGUAAAAUCUGAGCCAUAUCAAACCUGUACUGUUGUAGUUGUUUUAAUCUGUCUUUUUACAUUGGCUUUUGUUUUCUAAAUGUUGUUUUCCAAGCUGUUGUAUAUUUGGAUUGCAGAACAAUUUGUAAGGUGAAUACUUUUUUUAAUGUGCAUUAUUAAAAUGUUCUGAGUGAAGCUAUAAAUGUCAUCUUUAUUAAAGAGAAUUGCAUUGUGCCCUCUACCUAGUGUAAAAUAAAGUCAGAUCAUUACAAUCUUAACUGUUGUAGCCUUUUUUGAUCAAAAGACUAGUUACUGUUUAAGGCCAAAAGAACAACCUUUAUAGGCACAUAAUUGAUGCGGCCUUUACAUUCAGAAGGAUUUGUAUUGCAUUGAGCUUCUUAGAGGAUUGCUUUGUGAAGUGCAUACUCAGUCUCUUCCUUUCUAACCAAAUUUUCCUAAUAACUUACUAUUUCAUGUUCCAUUUUUUGCAUCACUCUUUACUUGGAUAUAUUACGCUGGUUUGGAAAGUCAAACUGUCAUUGUUAGUCUACUGUGUUAAGUCUUAGCAGAUAGUCGUGUGGUAAUAUGGCUUGUAUGAGAACUCCAAGCAAGUGUAUGUCAUUACUCACAGCUCUGUGUAGGUGUUGCUUAGUCUACAGCACAUAGUGACUUGAUGUCUGAUGAGCUCACUUAGUAAACAUAUUCACACUGGGAUGGUGUCUGUAAAGUCAGAUGUUAAACUAGGUUAGACUUUAGUAAAAUUGUGAAAUUUACUGGCCUACUAUUCUAAUGAAUGUGGAUUAUAUGUGGACAUGUCACUGAGCUUUACUGUCUUGGUAGGUUAUGUGGACAGUUUUAAAGACUUGGCUGUUUUAAUCUGGACAAGAGACUUCUAGACUUCAUGCAAAAAAGUUUUAAAAGUUCAUUGGUUUUCAUUUUAACCACAAUGAUAGACAGGCACAGAUUUCAGGGCUAUUGCUCUAGUGAAUAGGACAGUGUUCCUUAGGGAAAGAGUGCCUACAAAGGAACUCACCACACUGAAGGGACCUGGCCUAUGAUGAGAAAGGGAUUUUCUUGAAACUAAAUGGUGCACAUGACAUUUGGUGACAACAGUAUGGCAGUGUUGGUAGAACAGUAAGUAACGAGGAUGGUUUAAAGACAUGUAAAUUCUAACUGCCAGUACGCGCUGCCAUAUCAGAAUUGCAGUAUGUUAUUACCAGGUUUGGUUCCCAUUGUCUAAACAUUUUAUAGAAUUGUCAAGGAUUUAAUUUAAAAAUCCAUCUGCCUGGCCUCAUAUGAUUAACCUGUCCUCCCAUAGAUACUCUUUAGGUAACUUUUUAGUGUUGUUAGUUAUUGCAAAUUGAUAAAUCUCACUUAUUUCUCCUUGAUAGGUACCAAAGUGUUAAAGAAAUAUUGUAUAUAUAACUUACUCAUUCUUGAGGGAUACUCUUCUUAUUUGGAACAUAACAUGUGCUACAUUUAACAUAAUUAGUUUUGUAAAGUAUUAUUUUGCCAUUUAGAGAAAGGGUAGUUAGAACAUAAAACCUCAAUUUUAGUGUAGUUUAGAUAAAGAGAGAAUAAUAGGUAAAUUUCCUAGGCCAUGAAUUCAGGAGUGUAUUUCAGCCAUCUGCUUUGUAGAGAUGAUGCUGUCAUCUGUUUGUUACCUAGGCAUUACUAGUUGCUUAGCAUAAUAAAAUCUUCAUGCAGAAAGCUUUCUCUGGCAUAAUUUGUUAGGUUGAUAGCUAAAUUCAUUCACUAAUGUUACAGAGUAGGUAGUGUACCAGAGUUCUUGGACUUUUUCUUUAUGUGUGUAGAAAAGGAGAUUUAGAUUAAAAGAGUAGAGGCUAACUCAGACUGAGAGGAAAGGGCCCAGUCUAUCUAUUCUGUGGUCAGACUCCUAUCUCCUCAGUAAGUGUCUUAGUUUCUUUUCUGUUGCUGUGACGAAGAGCCCUGUCAAAAGCAACAUGAGGGACAAGGGAUCACUGACUCACAGUUUCGGUUACAGACCAAUUUUCAAAGAGUCACAAUGGCAGGAGCUCCAGACAUCUGGACACAUUGCAUCCACAGUCCGGAAGCUGAGAGCAGUGAAUGCAUGCUCAGUUCCCUUUCCUUUUCAUUUAGUCUUUGGCUUAGCCCAUGAACUGGUACAGUCCACAGUGGGCAGGUCUUUCCACCUCAAAGCAAUCAAUGUAAUGCUCCAGACAUACCUAGAGGCCCAUCUUCUAUAUGAUUCUAGAUUCUGUUAAGUUGGCAAUUAACACUAUCAUAGUAAGAUUUCCCCCAGGAAGAAGACUUGAUAUUUAAAGCAUCUUAUUUGUUUUGUAAUGCUGAAAUAAUUAGUAUCUGCCCUCAGGUUUUGCCCUUUAAUAUACUCAGGAGCAAGGCUUCCAAAUGGGUUUUCCUCUUUAUCUUUUAGAGUAAAGCAGCCUUUGGCCAAUUUCUAGUGCCCUUGGCAUUUCAUUUAAUCAAAUCACUGAAAAAGAAAAACUAUAUUUUGUUUUGCCUCACAAAUGCUAAAAUCUUGAGAAAUACUACCUCAUUACCUAGUCAAGAUCCUGGGAUAACAAUCUAUUCUGCAUAAUAUCUGAGAGACAGCAACUUAGGGAACAUCAUGGAGGAAAAUGCAUCCUGGCCUGGCUACAGAGGGAAGGAGAAGGGACUGAACAUUUAUGUAAGUGUUCCUGACAGGAAUGUUAGCACAGUGCUUGCCAUAAAAGCUUGAAAAUCUUAAGAACCGUUGAGUUAUAUUUAGGUAUCUCUUCUAAAUUCUUUGUGGUUCACUUUUUAUGGGAACUAAUGUAGUGAAACACUAAUUUUUUUUUUUAAGAAAGGUGUUUUUCCAGAUAAAUUGUAGUGUAAAACAUGCAUAUAGUGAGAAGUAUGUAAUUCUAUAAUUGUGGAAUGCCUGUAUGCUUUGUUUGGUACAUCUUCCAUGGAGGUGUCAAUGAACCUAAUACUCCACCUGUGAAUAUUUUAAAUGUUGAAAUAAAAACAAGAAAUGUA
Molecule: messenger RNA, 3492 nt
Organism: Peromyscus maniculatus bairdii (prairie deer mouse)
Lineage: Eukaryota; Metazoa; Chordata; Mammalia; Rodentia; Cricetidae
Gene: Sub1
Product: SUB1 regulator of transcription
Biological process (GO): positive regulation of transcription initiation by RNA polymerase II
Molecular function (GO): DNA binding; transcription coactivator activity
Source: RefSeq, a predicted model, not a curated record